AUGGAUGGAUGGGAAGAGCCUGAAACCUGCGUCAAUUUCCCGCUCUAUCUUACUAUUAAUAUUUCGGGCUGUACCUCGAUUCCCUCUUCCUUUGUAUUCUCUGAUCAUAAUAACAAACACAUCCGCAUCCCAGCAGAUCCGAUCGGAUCUCCCUGCCAGUCUCGACUCUCCAGGCCGCCAAGUCACGAGCCUUCUGCCGCUCUGCUGUUUUUGUCUCUUAUUUACUUUCUCUCCUCUUCCUCCCCUUCUGUCAGGCCCCUCAGCGGUGCCAGUCUCUCCACCAAGUCUACGCCCUCUCUGAAUCAUACCGGACCACGUUCUGCGCUCUGA
Messenger RNA from Aspergillus puulaauensis, 330 nucleotides. RefSeq lists its product as uncharacterized. The transcript is spliced from 2 exons. The record is from RefSeq and is a predicted model, not a curated record. The coding region runs from base 1 to 330 and encodes 109 amino acids. NCBI's taxonomy places the organism in Eukaryota, Fungi, Ascomycota, Eurotiomycetes, Eurotiales, Aspergillaceae.